This is a messenger RNA of Monosiga brevicollis MX1, 1206 nucleotides long. RefSeq lists its product as uncharacterized. The record is from RefSeq and is a predicted model, not a curated record. NCBI's taxonomy places the organism in Eukaryota, Choanoflagellata, Craspedida, Salpingoecidae. The coding region runs from base 1 to 1206 and encodes 401 amino acids. The transcript is spliced from 11 exons.
AUGAAUGAUGUUGAGGCUUUCGAGUUUGAUCAGACGCUGACCCAGUAUUGGGGCGAGCUGAGCUCCACUCCGCUGGAUAGUCAUAUUGAAGCCACGGCUGUGCCAAGGCCCAGCUCCAAUAUCCGCCGCCGGCUGCAUCAGAUUAACCUCUCCCCUGAAGUUCAGCACGAGUUUGCGUCGGCCUUUGACGUGUGUGCGGUCUGCGAUGACCUGGCCGAGCUCAGCUCUCAUGAUACCGCAGCCUUCUGUUCCAAGGAUGCAUCCUUGCUGGUCGUCGACCUACUCAUGCUGUGCCAGGGCUACCAGAGCUUUCUUACUGCCGUGCAAAUACUCGUGUUGGAGUCUGCCCCUGCCGCCAAUGACGCCUCCAUAUCAGACGAGGUUUUACAAGCACUCCAAAAGGCAGAAUCAUCGGCAGACAGUAUGCCCCAGCACGUGACACAGACCUGGCGGAAGCAGCUGCGUGAAUUAUGCAAGGUCGUGAUCUUGCUUGUGCAAACAUACAACGCGGCGCAAGCUGGUCAGCUUCAGGAGGUUUCAAUUGGAUUGCUGCAGUCACAGUCGGCCUUGAACCUUCUCAAGCAUGCCAUGGCCACGACGGCGGGGAUUGUGCAGCGCUGGCGCGUAUUAUACAAUCUGAUCACGGCCCAGGCGGCUCUUCUCUUUCACGCUGCCAUUGGCAACGCCGAGUUCAAUCUUGCCGAGCGUCUGCUUCCACACCAUGAGGCCGACAAGCACUGGUUCUUGCAGCGCCUCGUACAGCUAGAACAAACCACCAAGGCCGUGUUUGUGGCAUGUGUGCGCCGUCAUCCACUUGGGGCAGCAGGAUUGCGCUAUUCCCACCCACAACUGGUCUCCGAAGAGGUUCACGGCAUGGCGACCCUACCCAUCUGCUUUUGCACGCCCGAGGGAGGACUGGUGCGCAUCCCUCAUCUGGCCAGCGUUGCCCAGGCUCUUUGGGACGGCGAGGAGGAACUAGCGCAAGGUGGGGUGGUCAUCGUGGACGAGACAGCCAUGCCCAUGGGACGUGUGGAAAAGGAUCGGGAAAAGUAUAUUUACUUGUUGGCGCGCAUCCUGCGCGACACGUACGUGGUGGCCGGGGUCAUCUCCAAGACCAAGAAAUCCGACCGCGACAUGAUUGCCAUCAUCCGCAAGCAAUUUGGCGACCUUCAAGUCAACCUGCUUGCGGCGGCCCUCCUCCACUAA